AUGGCCUCUCUUGUCGCUAUCCUCGACGUCAAGGGCAAAUCGCUUAUCCAAAGAUCAUACAAAGAUGACGUCCCACCAUCAUACAUUGAGCGAUUCCUGCCGUUGAUAUUGGACAUGGAAGAGGAGAAUGUGCCAGUUGUGCCUUGUUUCAGCGAUGAGGGAGUGAAUUAUAUGCACAUAAGGCAUAACAACCUCUACUUAUUGGCAUUGUCAAAGAGAAAUAGCAACGCCGCCGAGGUCAUCUUCUUCCUUCACCGACUUUGUUCUGUCCUUACAGAGUAUUUCAAAGAGUUGGAAGAAGAAUCUAUCCGUGACAACUUUGUCAUCAUCUAUGAGCUUUUGGACGAAAUGAUGGACUUUGGUUACCCUCAAACCACAGAGAGCAAGAUCCUGCAAGAGUAUAUCACGCAAGAAUCACACAAGCUCGAGGUGCAGGUCCGACCUCCUAUGGCGGUCACGAACGCAGUGUCAUGGCGAUCUGAAGGCAUCAGAUACCGGAAGAAUGAAGUGUUUUUGGAUGUUGUUGAGAGCGUCAAUCUGCUCGUGAAUGCCAGCGGGAGCGUCAUCCGAUCCGAAAUCCUCGGUGCCGUCAAGAUGAAGUGCUACCUCUCCGGCAUGCCAGAACUCCGUCUAGGCCUCAACGACAAGGCCAUGUUUGAGACUACCGGCCGCUCCGCCCGCGGAAAGUCUAUCGAGAUGGAAGACGUCAAGUUCCACCAAUGUGUACGGUUGUCGAGAUUCGAGAAUGACAGGACCAUCUCGUUCAUCCCGCCCGAUGGCGAGUUUGAGUUGAUGUCGUAUAGGCUGUCGACGCCUGUGAAGCCACUGGUGUUUGUUGAGGCUAGUGUGGAGAGCCAUAAGGGGAGUCGGGUGGAGUAUAUUGUCAAGGUGAAGGGACAGUUCAAGAGGAAGAGUACGGCAAAUAAUGUAGAGAUCUAUGUGCCGGUGCCGGACGAUGCGGACAGCCCGAAAUUCAGGGCAUCGGUGGGCUCGGUGGUGUAUGCACCCGAAAAGUCGGCGUUCGUGUGGAAGAUCAAGCAGCUCGGGGGUGGACGAGAUUACCUCAUGCGAGCGCACUUUGGAUUGCCAAGCGUCAGAAAUGAGGAAAUCGACAAGCGCGCCCCCAUCUCGGUCAAAUUCGAUAUUCCAUACUUUACUGUCUCGGGUAUACAAGUGCGGUACCUCAAGAUUGUCGAAAAGUCUGGGUACAAGGCUCUUCCAUGGGUCAGAUAUAUUACGCAGAACGGAGACGAUUAUGUCCUCAGGACAAUCACCGACGCAAAGCCUGCACCUUUAACGGGUGUUUGA
Cryptococcus wingfieldii CBS 7118 is the source of this 1308-nucleotide messenger RNA. RefSeq names its product AP-1 complex subunit mu-1. Gene Ontology annotation, molecular function: clathrin-cargo adaptor activity. The transcript is spliced from 9 exons. Lineage: Eukaryota; Fungi; Basidiomycota; Tremellomycetes; Tremellales; Cryptococcaceae. The record is from RefSeq and is a predicted model, not a curated record. Gene Ontology annotation, cellular component: clathrin adaptor complex; clathrin-coated vesicle. Bases 1 to 1308 code for a protein of 435 amino acids. Gene Ontology annotation, biological process: vesicle-mediated transport; intracellular protein transport.